Messenger RNA from Selaginella moellendorffii, 1285 nucleotides. Its product is annotated as cinnamoyl-CoA reductase 1-like. Gene Ontology annotation, molecular function: oxidoreductase activity, acting on the CH-OH group of donors, NAD or NADP as acceptor. The coding region runs from base 33 to 995 and encodes 320 amino acids. NCBI's taxonomy places the organism in Eukaryota, Viridiplantae, Streptophyta, Lycopodiopsida, Selaginellales, Selaginellaceae. The record is from RefSeq and is a predicted model, not a curated record. The transcript has 6 exons.
AUGAGAGUACUGACUAGGGCUUCAUUGCAAUUAUGGAGGGAGGGAAGAGAGCUUGCGUGAUUGGCGCCGGCGGCUUCAUUGCGUCGUGGAUCGUCGCCAAGCUGCUGGAUCGGGGCUACACGGUGCACGGCACCGUUCGAGAUCCAGAUGACGAUGAGAAGUAUGGGCAUUUGAAGAAGCUCCCUGGCGCCGGCGAGAGAUUAUCGCUGUGUAAAGCUGAUGUUCUCGACUAUGACUCGCUUGUGCGCGCUGUUCGUGGCUGCGAUGUUGUCUUCCACACCGCUUGUCCCGUUGCUCCAAAGUUUGAGGAUCCAGACGACGUGUUAAAACCCGCCAUGGAUGGUACUCGAAAUGUAAUGGAAGCUUGCCACAAGGAGAAUAUCAAGCGUGUUGUGUUCACCUCCUCUGGAGCUGCCAUAGCUUACAAUCCAAACCAUCCUCAAGAUCAAAUAAUCGAUGAGAGCUGCUGGUCUGAUCCUGAAUCCUGCCGAAAGAACCAGUACUGGUACAUGCUUGCUAAAACCGAGUCGGAGAAGCUCGUGAGCAAACUUGGCGACGAGUUUGGGAUCCAUGUUAUUGUGAUAUGCCCUGUGUUCGUGCUCGGCCCCAUCUUGCAAUCCAAGAUAAACACCAGUGUUGGAAUCGUGGCAAAUCUGCUGAAUGGCUCGAAAACCAGCUAUCCCAACACAUACUAUGCACUUGUGGACGUGCGAGAUGUUGCGGAGGCGCACAUUGCCGGCUACGAGGAUCCCAACGCCUCUGGCCGCUACUUCUGUGUAGCGUGCUCCAAGCUUUGCAAGGAAAUGAUCGAGACUCUCAAGGCGAAAUUCCCACAAUACUCGUACCCAGACAAGUGUGAAGGUGAGACCACUCAAGGCAUCUCAUUCGAGAAGAUCUCAAACAAGAAGAUCCUGUCCCUCAUCAAGGAGUUCAUCCCCUACGAGAAGAUGCUGGUGGACACGGUUGCUAGCCUGCAAGAGAAAGGCUUGCUCUAAACGCAAUGCUCGAAACUCCUAUAAACAUUGAUAUGGAACUGAGAGAUCAAACACUUCCAGGUUUGAAGAGUGCAUGUCGAGGUUGGCCUCUUCGUCUGCAAAGUAAGUUUUUCUUCCACCCCUGAGCUUCCCAUUAGCAGCAAACUUUCUUCCAGCUUCUCUAAGAGAUGCACGCCUCGGAGAUCCAUCCUCUGUUUGGAUGGCAGUUGGCAACCUUUGCAAUCUCUUAACAUUGAGGCUUGCCAAAUUUCAUGAUUUUAAUCGUCCAAAAGCUUAUUUUGGUUUGGUUC